Scleropages formosus (Asian bonytongue) is the source of this 3519-nucleotide messenger RNA. It is a transcript of the gene hibadhb, whose product is annotated as 3-hydroxyisobutyrate dehydrogenase b. Gene Ontology annotation, molecular function: NAD binding; NADP binding; 3-hydroxyisobutyrate dehydrogenase activity. The record is from RefSeq and is a predicted model, not a curated record. Gene Ontology annotation, cellular component: mitochondrion. Gene Ontology annotation, biological process: L-valine catabolic process. Lineage: Eukaryota; Metazoa; Chordata; Actinopteri; Osteoglossiformes; Osteoglossidae. The coding region runs from base 1175 to 2083 and encodes 302 amino acids. The transcript has 8 exons.
GGUACCACAGUAGGGAUGGGAUUCAAACCAGCAACCUGUGUUACAAGUGUUGUAUUCUUAACUCUAACAGAAUGUGGUAUUCCUCAUAAUCCAAGGCCUUUUUAAUUUUGUCACAGGAGAACUAACUUUUGUUAUGUAUUAUAAUCACUAAAAAUGCAUGUAACUUGGCCUGUUUGUCGUGUUAAUUUAUUAUUUGAAUUUUCUUGGGAGGAUUGAGUUGAAAUUUUGAGUACAGCCUUUGCUGCUUACUUCUGCCGGUGUGAUGCUGAUGUCUUGACCGCUUGUGCACGCUUGUCAUUAUUAAAUUCAAUUCUGCGUUCUUCAACACUUGAUCUGCCUGUGACCCUUUGUUUGAAAAUGUAAAUACUUGUCUUGACAGGGCAAUGUUUAAACUUUUCUUUGCUAUGUGAUCAGACUUGGCGUUGGUAUACAGAUCUGAAAGGACACAGACUAUAGUUCAUAAGGUGGUGGCAUAAGACUGCUUAAAAAAAAAAAAAAAAUCAGUUGGUUAUUAAUUUCUGCCAGCCUUCCCAGAAACUGAAGCUGAUAUUGGUUGAUGAGUCUGGCCAAGUAAUACUGGCACUGAAAAUGUGCAGUUUUACAUAAAUCUCAAAUAUUAAUUAAUUAAUUAAUUAAUUAGUGUCUUCUGUGUGCAAAAGUAAUCACAGGUGGUAACGUGGCACAAUUAAUUCUGAGAUGCUUAUAAAAAUUUAUUUUGUACACACACCGUUCUAUCAGAUCAUUUUCUCAUAUCAUUAGUGAUGAGGUCAACCAAGUAGUACAGCUUUGGAGAUUCCAUUUGGUUGUGGUGAAGCCUUUGGUGUGAUGACUUUACGUUGUUGUGAGCUGCAUUGUUUUCACUGUGUCAUUUGGAUUCCCUGAGGAGGACUCUGCUGGUGUGUAUAGAAUAUGUUCCACAUCCACCAUCCCUGUGACAGUGCAGGACCUCCUUAUCGUGUACUUCUUAAGCCUCAGAGAUCUGGGAAGUGCUUUAAAAUUUUGGAAAGCCAGUCAAGUUGCUGAACCGAUGUACAUGUUUAAAUGUCUCUAACAAUCAUCUUUACUGUAUCUGUUUAUUCAUUAAAUUUAAAUGAGAGAUUAAGAUAUUGGCACAUACCAGGAGUGUUUGAGGAACUGUGGGCUUUUCCAUUAGUUUUUAUCACCUUCCAGGUCCAUGGCCUCCAAGACUCAGGUGGGCUUCAUCGGGCUAGGGAACAUGGGAAGGCCCAUGGCCAUGAACUUGCUGAAGCACGGCUACCCCCUCAUUGCCACAGACAUCUUCCCAGAUUCCUGCAAGGAACUUCAGGGCCUUGGUGCUCAGAUUUUAGACUCUCCAGCGGAGGUAGCGGAAAAUGCGGAUCGAAUCAUUACCAUGCUGCCUUCAAGCCCUAAUGUGAUUGAAGUGUACACUGGGCCCAACGGGAUUCUCAAGAAGGUCAGGAAAGGCUCUUUGCUCAUUGACUCCAGCACCAUAGACCCCUCCGUUUCCAAGGAGAUGGCAGUGGCCGCUGAGAAAAUGGGGGCUGUGUUCAUGGAUGCGCCGGUGUCUGGAGGUGUGGGAGCAGCCACCUCAGGGAAGCUGACAUUCAUGGUUGGUGGGGUGGAGGAGGAGUUUGCUGCCACCAAGGAGUUGCUGAAUUGCAUGGGGUCCAAUGUGGUGUACUGCGGCCAGGUUGGCACAGGACAGUCAGCAAAGAUCUGCAACAACAUGCUGCUCGCAAUCGGCAUGAUCGGGACAGCUGAGACCAUGAACCUUGGGAUCAGGCUAGGUCUUGAUCCAAAACUCCUGGCUAAGAUUUUGAACAUGAGCUCAGGCCGAUGCUGGUCCAGUGACACCUACAACCCUGUCCCGGGCGUCAUGGAGGGUGUGCCCUCUGCGAAAAACUACCAGGGUGGAUUUGGCACCACACUAAUGGCCAAGGACCUGGGGCUAGCUCAGAACACAGCAUCCAACACGAAGACUCCCAUCCCCCUGGGCUCCCUGGCUCACCAGAUCUACCGCAUGAUGUGUGCACGUGGCUACGCCAGCAAGGACUUCUCCUCGGUCUUCCAGUUUCUGCGUGAAGAGGAAAGUGGCCAAUAGGGGACGAACUGCAGGCUGUCCCCGCCCUACUCCAGCCGCCCGCCUCACACAGCACUAAUGUGCAUGUCACCUGACUGGAAGAGACAUGGAAGUGUUAGUAGUAGAUAUCUGAUAGAUGAUGUGAGCGCUGGAUGUUUUUGUAGUUGUCUGUUACAUGUGUGGUUCUGGUGUGUAAAAGCAGCUUAGUACUUUAGCGCAGCAUUCGCCAAUCCUCGAUCUGCCACCUCAUGGGGUAUGCAGGUCUUCCCUCCAGCAGCUGUCCUGCUAGCUUGACAAUCGGCAUUUUUUACCACUUUUUGCCACUGUACAUUUCUUAUCACAAAAUGAGUUUGCCAUUUGAAGUUUAACACUUCCUAAAAGGAUUGUGUACUUACUUUUUGUGCCAUUAAUUUAAUAAGAAUAUGCAUGAAAGUUUGCAUUGUUGAGUCAUUUUCCCAGAGGGUUGGCAACUCCUGCUCUAGUUUAAGGAAUUUCAGGUGAUUUGAGAAUAGGGAAUCAUACUGACAGAAGCAUGAUUAGUUACUGUAAUGACUGUGUGCAACUGUACACAUGGAAAGAAACUGCAUGGUUUCAUGAGGGAUGUUAUUCCAAACAUGAGUGAAUUAACCACAUUCACCAGUUCUCUUGGGCCAAGGUCCAAGGCCAUCACUCCUGGUCCUUACAGACCAUAGUAUGUGCAGUUUGUUCUUGGGACUUUAAACGGAGUGUUUGAUUACUAAUCACUGCCCAGAACUAGCUUGAGUUUGUUCUUAAUGAAAAGCUCAAGUGACUUGAAGACCUGUAGCCUAAACACUACCAUCUUCUUCAAUGUAUCCCAGUGUAAGUCCUUGCCCUUGGCCUCUACUGCAUACAUUGCAAUCCAAAAGCCACAGCAAAGCUUUUACUUGCUUAUCACAUGAGAUUUCUCUUCUUGACUGUUGCAACAGGUACAAACCAGCCAGGUUUUUCCUAAUUUGUUACACUGAAUAUUAUGAUGAAGGCUUUUUUUUUUUUUUUUUUUUUUUUUUUGUAGCUCGCUGUUUUUUAGGGCAGUAAAAUCUCUUUAUACCCUUUAAAAUACUUAUUUUAACAAGUUAAAAGAAGUUGCUGAUAAAUGUGGUUAUACAUAUUCUUACAUAACUGAUUUUUCUUCACUAAACAUGUCUUGUCACUGUUUCAGUGAAAGCAAGGAAUUUGUAUUCAGUGCAGUUACCAUAAAUGUAAAGAAUGUUAAUUCAUCCAUGGUGCCAAGACUAUUAAUUGUUAGCAGCACCAAUGUGCUGCCAACAAACUUGCUGUAUUUAAGAUGGAGAUAAUAUUGAUUAGCUGAUUCUUAUAAGAGAAUGUAAAAAGUUAGUUAAGCCUUUAGCAUCAUUUUUCUGUAAAAACAAAAAAAAAAAAAUCUAAUGUGGAAUAAAAAGGUUAAUCUACACACAUUGCCAAACAUAUAUAGUACA